CACUAAUACAGGUGUCGAAAGCACUCCCUAAGGACUUCGUUCUCGGACAAGUCAAGGAAGUAAAAUUUAAAAAGGAAAGUGAAUAAAUAAAUAAAAUUCAAAAACUGGACAACUGGAAGGGCUCGCCGCCACAGGAACAGCGAGCAAGGGGUGAUCGUAAAAGGUCAUGAGCAUGUGCAAGGGUUCGGGAACAACCUCUGCCGAAUGGGACAUCAACGACAAUAACAUUCCGAAGGUGACUAGCUACGACGCAUUCCAGGAAUGGUCGGAUGGGCAUUGUCGCUUCGUAUACAGACCAGACUGCGAAGAAGCGAGGAGGCACGGCUCUGGAUGGGCAAUGCGCAAUACCAAUAACCACAACGUACACAUUCUCAAGAAAUCAUGUCUUGGAGUGCUGGUAUGCAGCGCCCGUUGCACUUUGGACUCGGGAGAUAAAGUCCAUCUCAGGCCAGCUAUAUGCGACAAGGCCAGAAAGAAACAGCAAGGAAAGCCUUGUCCCAACCGUAAGUGCACAGGUCGCCUCGAAGUUUUGGCUUGUCGUGGUCACUGUGGUUAUCCCGUCACUCACUUCUGGAGGCAUACGGAACACGCCAUAUUUUUCCAAGCCAAAGGUAGCCACGAUCAUCCGAGGCCAGAACCCAAAGCUACUGCAGAGGCCCGAAGGACGCUACACUCUCCACUACAAGUACACAGGCGAACCAAAACGCUUCAAGACGCACUAGGGCUGGAAUUACAGCUUCCAUUAAAGGAAAACAAAAGACCAGACAUACAUCCAGCGUGGAGAAGAAAUAGUUCUUAUGAAAGCAGCAAAAUUGCGAGGCUGGAGAACCAGCUACAAAUAUCUAGGAAAAAUGGAGAUACUCAGUGUUCUUGUCCUCCCUUUGAAUGCCUAUGUUCCAAGAACUACACAUCAGGUUGCCGCUCCUUCUCCGGUUUGAGUAAAGACGAAGCGGUGUCGUACGGAGAUCUAACAGCCAGCGGUUUGGAUCACGUACAGGCGGAUUGUUCUGUCUUCCAAGCUAUCGACAAGAUGCUAGAGGACGUAGCCUGUUCCUACGGCCAUUCCACGUCUUACCGACUGGCCGCAAAAGUCGCUUCGGAUUUCGACCAGGCGUACUACAGCUCUUUUGCUGAUGGUUAUGAAGCGGAAAUAGAGAGAAUGAAUCAAAGCUUCUACCCGUCCUGCGAACUCUACCACAGUCACCCUACAGUCAAACCUAGCCACCACUUGACGGAUUCACACCUACUUCAUCCGCCUCCUCCACUUUUACAUCAUAACGGCAACGAAGAUGUCUCAACUUCUUUUUCUGACGAAUGUCCCCUCACUCCUAUCCCUCAUACUUCUAGCAGCAAAACUGAUAUAUUCUCAACGUUUCCAGAAAUCGAAGAUGUUACACAUCCGUCGGAUAUCUUGGUGCUAGACCAGCCUCUGAGAAAAACUGGUGCGUGGUCUGAGAGAAGUGAUAUUCAAGAACACAACAACCAAGUGGCCCUCACAGAAACUUAUGGACAUCAGAAUCACCAAGAUGAUGUCAUGAAGGACGAUUAUGGGGUAACUAUGGACGAUUUCGAUGCAUCUCAGAGGUUCUUUGCCGCUAUUGAAAACAUAUUACAAGAUUGCGGGAAUGCGGAAUCCUUUGUUACGCAAAUGGACACUACGAGAGAAUUAGAAAAAGGUCCUGACCAAAUACAAGUUUCUUGGGAAAACAAUCCUACCCUUUCCUCUUUCUUCAGCCAUCCCCAGCAACCUUCCAUCACAGAGAUGGGCUACUCAGAGAGCGAAUUCUGUGAAUUAGUGCCCAAAAAUGAUCCUUUUACAGACCAAAAGAUGGGACCUGGAACUUCCUACAGCUCUGUGUUCUCCAUAAGCUUACAACAAGCCCAACCCUCUUGUACGAGAAGUAUGGAUUUGGAGCUUACGGACUCGGAACUUAUUCUACCACAUCAAACUUCUGGACAUCAAGUGCCUUUUUGAAAGACGUUUUUUUCUGUACCUCAUCACAUACACUAAAUUUCGUGGCUUUUUUUUACCUCUCGAAUCAAAUAGUUUACAAGGAGUUGAAACAAUAUCUUCUUUACAGAAAUUGUUGCUGUAUUCUUAGGUACAUAGACAGUCAUAAAGCAAAGGACAUACAAUCUCCUGGGCAUGAUAUGUCAGUUUCAUGGACAUGAAAUCUCAUGAGCACAGAAAAUAUUAACAUUCAGAAUUAUGAAAUAUUGUGUGGAGGUCAAUAUACCUGUUAAUUUCACAGAAAUUAUUUAGAUAAUCAAUUAUUAUUUUUCCUUUUUUUAAACACUUAAUUAUCCUAAACUUCCUAAAAUAAUUACUGCUACUGUCUACAUUCCAUGGUUUCAUGGCUCAUGACAAUCGAGGAAAUAGUCUAUAUCAAUCUUUUCAGCUGUUACUAGGACAACUACUAGUAGGCCAAGAUAAUGAAAUCAUCGUGGCUUACUAGGAACUUACUAAGCAAAUUUACUAGGCGACUACUAGGGCCAAGAUGAUGAAAUCAUCAUGGCUUUAGUAGCUUUUGCCAUGCGCUGUUUUGUAAUCAGAGAUGCAAAUAUUACGAACGGUAGCCUUGUCUUUCAAGAAACGCCAGAAAUCAUCUGAUACCAAUUCAAGAUAACUAUAUUAUAUAAUUUAAGAGAACUUAUUUCUCCUUCUUGAAUGAGCUUUUUAUACAAAUGAAACCAAAAGAUACCAAGAAGAAUAAAAUUAAAACUUAUCUGGUUAGGAUUGUGUCUUAUACAAUAAAAGCAUCGGACAUAUCGGAUAGCAUCAUUUUAAUAAUAAGUGUUAUGACCAGUGGAAUCAUCGUCUGUAGAAACACAUCGACAAUGGCAGUGAUUAUGUUACAAAAUAUUAAAUAACUAAGUUUUUGAAGGAAAAAUAAACAAAAAUCAAAUUCUAAAUUAUUUCUGUGGGAUCAGAAACGUCUGUUGGUCAUCCAUGUAGCUAUAAAUAAUACUUUUCUGGAGUAGUCAUAAGUACUACCUUACAGUGCACUAGUCAAAAGUUCCUUAUGGUAAUGUCAUUUUUUAGCGCACAGGAUUUUUUUUCUGCUGAGUAGAAAGAAAUAAUUGUGCAUUUCCAUUAAAACAGCAACUCUAUCUUUUACCGUGUAGAAUACUGGUUUCCAAAAGUUUUGUUUGUGAACCCUUAAGUUCAGAGUUAUUUCAAGUUAUUUUCUAGUAUUUCUGUUAUGAAUUGUCAGCAAUCAAAGCGUCAUAUUCUUUGAAGUCUAUUUAUUCCACUAGGAAAGAAAUUUAUGCUAUGUAGAACAGAAAUAGAAAACUUAGUAAUGUAUUCUCGAGGACCUAUCUAUCACCACCAGAGUGCAAGAGCGUGCCCGUUUUGGACCACUGAAUGUGUAAAAUAGGCUACAUGAGUAUGGUCCUCGCAGCAUGGUAUUUGUUUACUGCUUUAUUUUUUAUAGUUUCCAGGGAAUAGAGAAAGACAAUAGAAAAAUUAAAUUUUUAAUCUAUAAAAACAUAAUAAAAACUUACAUUCUAAUUAAUUAGUAAAAGCGGAUUUUAAAAUUUCUCGCAACUGAAGAAAGACUAUAAAAAUAUUUCACGAGGAAAUAAACGACUAAACUAACAAGAAAAGAAAGAGGGAAAUAUAUGUAUAAUCAUGAAGCAAUGCCAUACAGGUGAAAAGGAGGUUUGUAAGAAUGCCCAAUACUAUAAAGUGUUAGAAAAACAUUUCGCUUUCGUACUGUUUAUUUAAAUAUAAUUUGUGAAUUUUAGUUUUUUAAAGAAUAAAAAUAUUUUAAUCGCUAGGAAAUAUUUCAAAGAAAACUUUUGAAUCUAAAUCAUUUUGAAUAUUCAACGUCCUUCUUUUUUAAAAAUUCCUGUAUUUCCCCCUUCCCCAGAACUUAUGUCAAAUGAAUUGUAAAAAUGUGUGAUCUGAUGAAUGAUGUUAAAGUGUAACAUUAAUUUAAGUUAAUAAGGAAUCUAAAAAUGAAUGUAAUUGCUUAUGUAUAUAAAAAAGUUCUAAAAUAUGUUCAGAAAAUAAACUUAUACUAGUCACGC
Molecule: messenger RNA, 4035 nt
Organism: Stegodyphus dumicola
Lineage: Eukaryota; Metazoa; Arthropoda; Arachnida; Araneae; Eresidae
Biological process (GO): regulation of transcription by RNA polymerase II; gliogenesis
Cellular component (GO): nucleus
Molecular function (GO): DNA-binding transcription activator activity, RNA polymerase II-specific; RNA polymerase II cis-regulatory region sequence-specific DNA binding
Source: RefSeq, a predicted model, not a curated record